Molecule: messenger RNA, 8404 nt
Organism: Melospiza georgiana
Lineage: Eukaryota; Metazoa; Chordata; Aves; Passeriformes; Passerellidae
Gene: TRIM33
Product: tripartite motif containing 33
Exons: 21
Coding region: 1-3258 (1085 amino acids)
Molecular function (GO): protein binding; zinc ion binding
Source: RefSeq, a predicted model, not a curated record
AUGGCGGAAAACAAAGGAGGCGGUGGCGGCGGGGACGCGGCCGCCGAGGCCGCGCCGGGCGGCGGCGGCUCCCUGGAGCCUCCUGCCGGCUCGCCGUCCGCCGCCGCGCCGCCCGAGGAGCGCGAGAGCCCCGGGGCGGCGGCGGCGGAGCGCGGCGGCGGCGAGGCCGAGGCCGAGGCGGCGGCGGGGCCCGGUGCGGCGGCGGGGCCCGGCCCCAGCCCGGUGCCGCCGCUGACGCCCGCGGCGCCGGGGCCGUUCUCGCUGCUGGACACGUGCGCGGUGUGCGCGCAGAGCCUGCAGAGCCGGCGGGAGGCCGAGCCCAAGCUGCUGCCCUGCCUGCACUCCUUCUGCCGCCGCUGCCUGCCCGAGCCCGAGCGCCAGCUCACCGUGCCCGUGCCCGGCGGCGCCAACGGCGACGUGCAGCAAGUGGGGGUGAUCAGGUGCCCCAUCUGUCGCCAGGAGUGCCGGCAGAUCGACCUGGUGGACAAUUACUUUGUGAAGGACACCUCGGAGAGCCCCAGCAGCUCCGACGAGAAGUCAGAGCAGGUGUGCACCAGCUGUGAGGACAAUGCCAGUGCUGUGGGAUUCUGUGUGGAGUGUGGGGAGUGGCUGUGCAAGACCUGCAUCGAGGCUCACCAGCGAGUAAAGUUCACCAAGGACCACAUGAUCAGGAAAAAAGAGGAUGUGUCCUCAGAAGCCGUGGGAGCAUCUGGUCAACGUCCUGUUUUCUGCCCUGUCCACAAACAAGAGCAGUUAAAACUUUUCUGUGAAACCUGUGACAGGCUGACAUGCAGAGACUGUCAGUUACUGGAGCACAAAGAACACAGGUACCAGUUCCUGGAAGAAGCUUUUCAGAACCAGAAGGGUGCAAUUGAGAACCUCUUGGCCAAACUUCUUGAGAAGAAGAAUUAUGUAAAUUUUGCAGCUGCCCAAGUUCAAAAUAGGAUAAAAGAAGUAAAUGAAACCAACAAAAGAGUAGAACAGGAAAUCAAAGUGGCCAUAUUCACCCUCAUCAAUGAAAUCAAUAAAAAGGGAAAAUCUCUCCUACAGCACCUUGAGAAUGUCACCAAGGAGAGGCAGAUGAAGUUGCUCCAGCAGCAGAAUGACAUCACUGGGCUGUCCAGACAAGUGAAGCACGUGAUGAACUUCACGAAUUGGGCCAUUGCCAGUGGCAGCAGCACUGCCCUGCUCUACAGCAAACGCCUGAUAACCUUCCAGCUGAGGCACAUCCUGAAGGCUCGCUGUGACCCCGUCCCUGCUGCCAACGGCGCCAUCCGCUUCCACUGUGACCCCACCUUCUGGGCCAAGAACGUGGUCAAUCUGGGUAACCUGGUCAUUGAAAAUAAACCAACCCCUAGUUACACUCCCAAUGUAGUGGUUGGGCAAAAUCCUCCAGGAACAAACCACGUCAACAAAGCUCCAGGACAAAUCAACCUGGCCCAGCUUCGGCUGCAGCACAUGCAGCAGCAGGUGUAUGCCCAAAAGCACCAGCAGCUGCAGCAGAUGAGGAUGGCCCAGCCUUCCUCUGCCUCUGUGCCCAGGCAGAGCAGCCCCCAAGUCCUGCAGCAGCAGCCUCCCAGGUUGAUCAGCAUGCAGACCAUGCAGAGGGGUAACAUGAACUGUGGGGCUUUCCAAGCACACCAGAUGAGAAUGGCUCAGAAUGCUGCUCGUAUUCCAGGAAUCCCACGCCACAAUGGACCUCAGUACUCCAUGAUGCAACCUCACCUUCAAAGACAACACUCCAACCCUGGCCACGCCGGGCCCUUCCCGGUGGUCUCAGUGCACAACAGCACCAUCAACCCCACCAGCCCCACCACGGCCACCAUGGCCAGCGCCAACCGCGGCCCCACCAGCCCGUCCGUGUCGGCCAUCGAGCUCAUCCCGUCCGUCACCAACCCGGAGAACCUGCCCUCGCUGCCAGACAUCCCCCCCAUCCAGCUGGAAGAUGCUGGUUCCAGUAGUUUAGAUAAUCUGCUAAGUAGGUACAUCACAGGCAGCCACCUCCCCCCACAGCCCACCAGCACCAUGAAUCCCUCCCCAGGACCUUCAGCUCUGUCUCCAGGGUCAUCAGGUUUAUCCAACUCCCACACUCCUGUGAGGCCCCCCAGCACCUCCAGCACAGGCAGCAGAGGAAGCUGUGGCUCCUCAGGCAGGACUGCUGACAAAACUGGCAUUGGCUUCAAGGCUGACCAGGUGAAAGUAAAGCAAGAGCCAGGCACAGAGGAAGAGAUCUGCAGCUUCUCAGGAACAGUAAAGCAGGAAAAAACAGAGGAUGGCAGAAGGAGUGCUUGCAUGCUCAGCAGCCCCGAGAGCAGCUUGACACCACCACUAUCCACUAACUUACACCUGGAGAGCGAGCUGGAAGCUUUGGGCAGCCUGGAGAACCACGUGAAGACAGAGCCAGCAGAGCUGAGCGAGAGCUGCAAGCAGUCUGGGCACGGGCUGGUGAACGGCAAGUCGCCCGUGCGCAGCCUCAUGCACCGCUCGGCCCGCGUGGCAGGGGAGGGCAGCAACAAGGAUGACGACCCCAACGAGGACUGGUGUGCUGUGUGCCAGAAUGGGGGGGACCUGCUGUGCUGUGAGAAGUGCCCCAAGGUGUUCCACCUCACCUGCCACGUCCCCACGCUGCUCAGCUUCCCCAGUGGAGAGUGGAUAUGUACAUUCUGCAGAGACCUGAGCAAACCUGAAGUGGAAUAUGAUUGUGACAAUUCCCAGCACAGCAAGAAAGGCAAGACAGCACAAGGCCUGAGUCCUGUGGACCAAAGGAAAUGUGAACGCCUCCUGCUUUACCUGUACUGCCACGAGCUGAGCAUUGAGUUCCAGGAGCCAGUCCCAGCCUCGAUACCAAACUAUUAUAAAAUCAUAAAGAAACCCAUGGAUUUAUCCACGGUGAAGAAGAAACUGCAGAAGAAACAUUCCCAACACUACCAGACCCCCGAGGACUUCGUGGCCGACGUGCGGCUGAUCUUCAAGAACUGUGAAAGGUUUAAUGAAAUGAUGAAAGUUGUUCAAGUUUAUGCAGAAACACAAGAGAUUAAUUUGAAGGCUGAUUCAGAAGUAGCACAGGCAGGGAAGGCAGUUGCAUUGUACUUUGAAGAUAAACUUACAGAGAUCUACUCAGACAGGACCUUCCAGCCUUUGCCUGAAUUUGAGCAGGAAGAGGAUGAUGGUGAAAUAACUGAGGACUCCGAUGAAGAUUUUAUACAACCACGUAGAAAACGCCUAAAAUCAGAUGAGAGACCAGUGCAUAUAAAGUAAUCUAAUGAUAUGGACCUAAAAUUUAUUGUAAAAACUGUUAUUUAAGUGUUCCUGGAAUAUUAUCAUGCCUACAGUGGCCAUCUUGCAGAAGCUGAUAGCUUUUUAAACAGUAUUAGAUAACAAAAAACACUUGUACAGAAAAACAUUCGCAUCAAAAGGGGAAAAAAACCUGUAUUGUAAAUUUUUGGUGGUUUGUAUUUUUUUUUUCCUUGAUUACUUGCUAUAUUCUUUCUUUUCCUGCUGGAGGGGACGCACUCAUGCUGGUCUCACAGCCAGAGGUGGAGGAGUGUUGAAGAGAAGCAGAUUUGAUAGGAGAUGUUCCAUGUACAGAUAAGACUGUAGUGACACGACCUGCAGGACUGGACCCACUCAGUGACUGUGUCUUGCAUUCCACUGCAGUGUAAACUGUGAGCAGAGCUCCUGGAAUCCCCUCUGUGUCCACUCAAGUGUGUGUUGGUCGUUGCUUUGAUCAUCUCAUUGAAGCAGGACUGUGAAUAACUGAUCUUCUGUGUCCAUCCAACUGUUGACGUUUUGCUUUCUUUACUCCAUUUCAUGUAUAGCAAAAGGAAGAAGAAAGGAAAAUCAUUAAACUGUUCUGAAUGGGCGAGGGCAGGAAUGGGAGGCAGAUGAAAGGCUAAGCUGGUGGCUCCAACCCCUUUGAGUAGGACAAGGUGUAUUUAUUAAACUCCUGUACCCAGAACAUUUUAAUGGCAUCCAUGGCAGAAGUCUCAGCGUUGUCAUCUGUCCCUGACCCCCUGACGAGGCAGAAUGUUCUCUCCAGUGUUCAUUCUCUACUUUUCUGUACUUAAAAUAUAGACUGAAGAGGUAAUAACUGGUUGGGGUGUUUUUCCAGUCUUCCUAAAUAUCAGUUUCUAAUAGACCACUCGGCAAACAAUAACCUAUUAACUACCAAAUGUGUAAAAUUUCCUGUAUUCACUUUGUCUUAUUUGUAAAUAGUGAAUUGAGAUUUCUUGCAGGUCAGCAACAUUUGCUGAACUGUUUUUAAGCUAAUAUGUAUUCUUAUUGAUUGUUCCUAUCAAGAAAAGAUUUGUAAUAUAUGCUAUUUCUAACAUUGCAUUCAUUUUGAGGUUCUGUCUUAUUUUUCUUAGAGUACUUCUCAGAACUUUCUUCAGAAGCAGCUUGUGAGGGAAAUGUGCAGGAAGAUUGGAAUCAGUCUGAGUUUGGGUUGCCUGUCCAUCCAUUGAACAAAGCACUUGCACAGGGUUUGGCCUUGAGUGGUUUUUGGUCAAAGAGUGAGAACAGAACAAUUUCCCAAUUCCUCAGUAGCCCCUGGGGCACCUCUGCAGUGCCUUCCCUUGCACUGCCUCCAUCCCAGCAUUCCUGGUUAGAAAUCAUGGAAUCACAAGGAGUUACAGCUCCAGGAGUUGUUUUCUUUGCUGACACAAGUCAGUCCUAGAAAUAAAUACAAUUUCUGGCCUUCAGAUUGAUCUUGUUAAAGGAAGUUGAAGAAAUUCAUGGAACCAAUGAGCUCGAGAUGGCAGACUCUUGAGUUUGCCAUGGUUUGUGUGGAUCCAGCAAUUAAUUCUGUGGGAGAUCCCUGGGGGUUUGGUGUGCUCAGCACAACAAUUCCUGUGACAUUGUCCAUGCUUUACCAUCAUGGUAAAGAGAAAUAUUUUAGCACAAUAUCAAAUGGAGAAAUGCUCUCAGCAGUUUUUAUGCAAAUCGCUGCAGAUUUGGUUUCUUUUAUAAGAACCAGGUCUGUGUACCUUGGGAUUCUCCCUCUUGCAAUAAAUGAGGGGACUGAAGGUGUUUUUAACUUCCAGCUCACUUCUUCACUCAAAUGUUACACUUCAAACUCAAACUGGUUGUUUUUUUUUUUAAUUUCUUAGACAUGAACAGUGCUGUUUUAAGUUUAUUUUUUACCAGUUUGUAUGUGAAAGGAAAAGGAAUUCCACUUCAACAUAUUAAAUUGACAAAGAGCAACAACUUUGCCUGUGGAAAAGCUGAUGUGUGAAUAGGACACUGGUAGUGACAAGGGAUCAUUUCAUGGCUCUGUGUAUUGCCUAUUUAUGCAUUUCUAGUUUCUCAGCUUCAUUUUGCAAAAGGAAUAUUAUUAAAAUUAUCAUGAAAAUAAGAUUCUGUGAGCUCUCUUCACUCGGGCCUCCUGUUUUUGUGGCACUUUGGUACCUUCAGGCCUCGCCUUUUCAGCUUUUCCCUGGGCAGCAGCUGGGUAUUGGAUCCUGCAGAGACCCUGGGGGUGAGCCAGAGUGUGGGGUGGGCAUGGGGGAUCCCAGAUGGAGUCAGGGGGUCCCAGCAGAGGACAGGGGGAUCCCCAGAUGAAGCUCAGGGGAUCCCCAGAUGGAGUUCAGAGGAUUCCAGCAGAGCUCAGGGGAUCCUACCAUAGGACAGGGGGGAUCCCAGAUGGAGUCAGGGGGUCCCAGCAGAGUUCAGGGGAUCCCCAGAUGGAGUGCAGGAGUUCCCAGCAUAGGACAGGGGGAUCCCAGCAGAGCUCAAGGGAUCCUAUCAUAGGACAGGGGUAUCCUAGGUGGUGCUCAGGGGAUCCCAGCAGAGUUCAGGGGAUCCUAGUUGCAGUCCAGGUGAUCCCAGGUGCACCCCAAGGAAUCCCAGAAGAGCUCAGGACAUCCCAGCAGAGCACAGGGGGCUCCCAGAUGGAGCCCAGGGGAUCCUAGGGGCAGCCCAAGGGAUCCCAGCAGAGCUCAGGGGAGCUCAGCAUAGCCCAGGGGAUCCCAGGUGGAGCACAGUGGGAAGGAUUCACCCCAAACCCUCCAGAGAAGCUCGUGCCCCCCAUCUGCUGCAGGACCUGUGCUCCCCACCCAGACCCCAGAGCAGUUCCCAGUGUUUUGGGACAGCCUUUCCUUUGAGGUGGCCUCUCCAACACUUCACUGCAGGUGGGGAACUUGGCCAGCUCGUGCUCAGCAUCUUCUGCACACCAGGAGUGCAGCUGGGCUGGGCCUUGCUGGGCCUGAGUUCUUCCCUUGCACCCUCCAGAGCUGCUCCUCCCACCCCUCCCCAGUGCUCAGCAGGAUUAUGUGGAAUUUUGAAUGUGUGCAAGAAAUCUCAAGUGUUUCCUUUAUACAAGGAAAACAAAACAUUCUCUUCUUCUUCUUCUUCUUCCCCUUCAUUUUUGAACUCCCAAAGCAGCAAUUCAGUGAUUGCUUUGAAAGCAGCAAAGUUCUAUUUGAAAUGAUUUCAAAGAUAAACUCUGCUAAUCCCUUCCCUGGUCCUGUAGGCUGGGUGUUCAUCACAGAACUGGGAAGGGUUUGCUCAGUGGGAAUAAUUUUUGGUGUAACUCAUUACUGGGUUUGUAUUAAUGAGCCACAUUAAUUCUCUGGGCAUCUUCUCCAUGCCAGCUGCUGGGUGUGCAAUGUGUCAGUGGGAAAUCAGAGCACAGAUUACAUCAGGAAAUCUGUAAAAUUGGGGUGGCAGGAGGAAUCUGGCACUUGGUGCAACUCUGCCCUCAUUUAAAAUACUCCCAACAAUUUAUGUCUUCAUUUUGGCUGAGAAUUUUUGUUGUCCCUCAAGUUUUAAGUUAAUCCAAAGAAGGAAAAGGCAAUUUGAAAUGAGAGUGCAAAGUGCCCAGUGUGAGCAGCUGUCCUGCCAUGGAUUCCUGGUGAUGAGGGGAAAUUCAACAGAUAAAAGGGCUCAGGGCUUUUAUUUUGCUGUGCCCUGGAAUGAAGUGGCCUAGAGCACAAUAAGGCAGAGCUGUUAUUCAUAAAAAGGGGAUUUCCCCAAAUUCUGCAAACAAAAAUGCUCAAUUAAAUGUGGAGAGGUUGUUCCUCAGUGGGGGAUGUCACUGUGACGCUUCACUGUGACACUUCAUGCUGGAUCAAACAUCUCAAGUGACUGGAAAAGUCCCUAAAAUGAGCCCAAAUUUCUGGUUUAUCACCUGGUUUUGGCUGACAUGGAAUAGUUUAGGUUAUUGCAGCAGUAUUUUCAAUCUGUUUGUGUGGUGUACUGGGAAUUGGCUUUUCCCAGUUGGCUUUUCCUUGUUUUUCUCACUCUCUUCCUCAGAAAAAAAGCAAUAAAACUGCUUUGUCAUUUGCCUGUCAGCAUGACAGGAAGCCUCUCCUUAGGAUAAUGAUUUUAUAGGGAAGUUUGUAUGCAAAUCACAAAGCCUAGCUUUUAAAAACAAAGUCUGCAGCAGUUCCUGACAAUAUAGAGUGUGGCAUUUUAUUUUAAAAAGUUGGGGAAAGUUCCAUAAUAUUUUUUUAAGAAGUAGCUGUUUGAGCAAAUAACGGAAGUACUUUUUAAAAAUAAAAAUGUAAAUGCCACAGUUUACACAGAUGGCACAUAUGGAUUGUAUCUUUGGGUAUGGUGAUUUAUUUUGUCUUCUCAAAGUGUGUGUGCAGUAACUCCUCCAUCUACUUCCACUUGGCUUAUGGGGAUCCUUUUUUCUGCUUUCUGAUGCAUCAGGAUUGAAGCAGCUCUCCAAAACUGCAGUUAAUUUGGCAAUCUUUAUUAUGAGUGGAUUGUGAGAUGGAUGAAAUGCAGUUUGGGCCUUUUCUGUUGGGUGAAAUCACAGCUGGAGGCUGCUGGCUUGAGAAUUUAUGGGAUUUUCUACAAAGAGAGGCACUGGAAUGUUUUGUAAGCUGGAUUUUGGCAGGAUCCAGUCUGGAGUGAGCUCCCUGCACAUCUGUGCUCACCUGCACUGGGGGAUUUUAGGCUCAGAACACCAGGACACAUGUAAAUAAUCCUAUACAGGUUUGUGCAGUGCAAAGCUUGUUUCACAUGUAAACAUCCUCCUGGAAGGGUUCAAUCAUGGCAUUCUUUGAUUCUUCAAUUAUUUCCUGCUUCCAGUACUGGAGCUGGCUCAUUUUGCACAUAAUAAACUUGCCUCAUCUUUUAAUAUGAUUCUUCAAAAAAACCCCAAGUGCUGUUUCUGUGAUAUUGUAUUAUCUGAAUCAUCCUAUUUAACUUUUUUUUUUUUUUUUUUUUUAAAAAGAGUUAUUGUUUCAAAUUGUUCUGUUCCUGUGUUUUUUUGCUGGUGUGUAAUGAAAAUCAAAUUUUUCUUUCCUUGGUUAUUUAAUACUUUAGCUGCCUGUAAAUAUUUCUUGUUAAGUGCUCUGGAAUGUGCUGUAGAAGUUGUAUUAGCUCAGUUUAAAGCAUUGUUUGGAACCCAUUUUGGUUGGUUAUUUCUAUUAAAUUAGAAAAAUCAUUCUUUCAA